Messenger RNA from Perognathus longimembris pacificus (Pacific pocket mouse), 1647 nucleotides. Its product is annotated as Fc receptor-like protein 1. NCBI's taxonomy places the organism in Eukaryota, Metazoa, Chordata, Mammalia, Rodentia, Heteromyidae. The transcript has 9 exons. The coding region runs from base 67 to 1068 and encodes 333 amino acids. The record is from RefSeq and is a predicted model, not a curated record.
GUAUUAUUAGCGUCAUUUUCUUCUUUUUGUUGAUGAGAGACAUCUUCAUUAACGAUUCCUGACCUCAUGCUGCUGAGGCUCUUGCUGUUGAUCUGUGCUCCACUCUCUGAACCUGCAGGAGUGCCUGUCUCUGAUGUGAGCUUGGAGACUCAGCCCCCAGGGGGCUGGGUGACAGAGGGAGACAAGCUGGUCCUCAUCUGCUUGGUUGCUAAUGGCACCGGAAAUAUCACCUUCUUCUGGUACAGAGGGGCUCUGGGUGUAAACCUGGAAACAAAGACCCAACAUUCACGGACAGCGCGGUAUGAGAUCCUCACUGUGAGGGAAAGUGAUGCUGAGCUGUAUUUCUGUACAGCAGACAAUGGCCAUGGCCCCAGUUUUAGUGGGCUGGUGCCCAUCACAGUCAGAAUCCCAGUAUCCCGCCCUGUCCUUAUCCUCAGCAUCCCUGAUGGCCAGGCCAUGGUGGGGCAUAUGGUGGAGCUUCAUUGUGAGACCCUGAGAGGCUCUCCUCCAAUCUGGUACCGUUAUUAUCAUGAAGACGUUGUUGUGUGGAGCAGCUUGGUCCAGUCUGGGGGAGGAGCAUCCUUCAACUUCUCUCUGAGUGCAGGACAUUCUGGAAACUACUCCUGUGAAGCUGACAAUGGCCCUGGUGCCCAGCGCAGUGAGGUGGUGACUCUCUACGUCACAGUGCCUGUGGAGGGCAGAAUGGAUCACUUCCCUUCAGGAGUCAUUGAGGGGACACUCGGCAGCCUCGGGCCCAUCACUGGGGCCCUAUUACUUUGCUACUGGCUCAAGAGAAAAAUAGGAAGACGCUCAGAGGAUCCAGUCAGGAGUCCUUCCAGCCCAGUAUCCCAAGAACCCAGCCACCUCAACUCACAUGCUACAGGACAGCUAGAGCCUCUAUAUGAAAAUGUGAAUAUUGUGAGUGGGGAUGAGGUCUAUUCAUUGGUGUACCAAAUCCAGCAGGAACAGGAACCAGCAACAGGUGAGCAUCCCAGGACAUAUGUGGACAUCUAUUCUAGGCCGAGGAAGGCCAAUGUAGUGGAUGUGGACUAUGAUGACACUAUGUGAUGUUCUGGAAGAUUCUCCUCUUUGAAAACCAUCCCUGAUUUUGAACAUCAGACCCAAGAUCACCUUCCAAGAUCCCAGGGAGUCAGCUUUCUGGAACACCUCUCCUAUGAGGUGCUUUUCUCCAUGAGAUGAUUCCUUCAUUUAUUGUGAAGUUGGCGCAAGCCCUGAAGAAAUAACUGCCCAUGAGAACCAACUUAGAUGCAGGAGUGACUCACACCCACUCCCUGUUAAUUUCUGCCCCUCAACUACUGAAUAAUGCAUGUUUUGGCCAUUUCUCCAUAGUACUGGAUGCAAAAGUUCUGGUCCAACUUUUUCUUUGUUUGGCUUUUGUUUUGUGCUAGUAUUGGGACUUAACCUUAGGGCCUUGUAUUCUCUCACUUGGCUUUUUUAAUCAAGGCUGGCGUUCUACCCCUUGAGCCACACUUUCAUUUCCUUAAUUCACUUUGUAUUUAUAGUGACUUUUAAAAUAUAGACUAAUUUUUAUGCAGAUAAAGUCAUGUUUUUCCCAUCUCGACUUCUGAUUUGUCUUUCAGUUAUCUUCCAUCUGACCAUAGUUCCAUUAUAUAAAACUAUUCUUUA